CCCAUCAAAGCAUAGUUCAUCUCCCCAUGGAACGGCAAGAGUAGAUAUAAAAAGAAAACAUUUAUGUGUACCUUAUAUUUGAUCACACUUACUUUAAAAAAGAAAAAAACGCAGGAAAACGACUCGCCGUCGUGGUAUAAUCCUUACGAAGCGAAGCAUGUUUUCCUAAUGACAGUUAAAUUGUAUCGUAAGAACAUUAAACCGGAAUCCAUCGGCAUUAUAACACCGUACAUAAAACAAGCUGAACAUAUGCGCAAACUUUUCGUUGAUGCCUAUGUAGAAAUGCCUAAAAUUGGCACUGUGGAGGAAUUCCAAGGACAGGAACGCGAUAUAAUAAUAAUUUCAACACUGAGAUCAGAUGUGGAGCAUAUACCUAGCGAUGCUCGAACGGUUUUUAAACGACGUGGUGAAUACCACAUUCAAAAACCAACCUUAAAAUUAAAAAGCGAAGAACCGCAAAAGCAGCGGGAAAGCUCUAAGCUAAAAUUGCUUGGUUACUUAAUGGGUUCAAUACUAAUUGGCGUUGCUGGUAUGGCCAUCUAUCGCUAUAAAUACUAAUUGGCUGGAUAAUAUAUACUAAAGAAGCGAGAA
This is a messenger RNA of Glossina fuscipes, 591 nucleotides long. Its product is annotated as probable RNA helicase armi. The transcript has 4 exons. Gene Ontology annotation, biological process: regulatory ncRNA-mediated post-transcriptional gene silencing. Bases 64 to 558 code for a protein of 164 amino acids. Gene Ontology annotation, cellular component: P granule; cytosol. Lineage: Eukaryota; Metazoa; Arthropoda; Insecta; Diptera; Glossinidae. The record is from RefSeq and is a predicted model, not a curated record.